AAUACCAGAGAUGUUACAUUUUUAAACUUUAGCCUCAAUCCUCUUUAAGUGUGACAGUGUGGGAGUCCCAGCUGCUGCCUGGCUAAGCCUGAGCUGAGAGGAGAUCAACUCAAGAAGCCUGCCAAUUUGUGUUUCAACUCAGGAUGGCACAGUUGGGGGCCGUCUUCUCUAUAAUCGCUGCUCUUGGAGGAGCAGCUCUCUUAGCAUCUGUUCACAAGAUUGAUGAAGGGCACACUGGAGUGUACUACAGGGGAGGGGCUCUCCUGACUACAACCAGUGGGCCAGGUUUCCACCUCAUGCUUCCUUUCAUCACCACCUUCAAGUCUGUUCAGACGACGUUGCAGACGGAUGAGGUAAAGAAUGUACCCUGUGGUACAAGUGGAGGAGUGAUGAUUUACUUUGACCGUAUAGAAGUGGUGAACUACCUCAUUCCAUCAGCAGUGUACGACAUAGUGAGGAACUUCACAGCAGAUUAUGACAAAGCUUUGAUUUUCAACAAAGUGCACCAUGAACUCAACCAGUUCUGCAGCGUUCACUCACUGCAGGAGGUCUACAUCGGUCUGUUCGACCAAAUAGAUGAAAACCUAAAGUUGACACUACAAGAAGAUCUGACAUCUAUGGCACCUGGGCUCAUCAUACAGGCUGUUCGUGUCACUAAACCCAAUAUCCCAGAGAGCAUUCGGAGGAACUAUGAGCUCAUGGAGAGUGAGAAGACGAAGCUACUGAUUUCCCAGCAGACACAGAAGGUUGUGGAGAAGGAGGCGGAGACCGAGAGGAUUAAAGCUGUGAUAGAGGCAGAAAAAGUUGCACAAGUUGCAGAAAUUAAGUUUGGGCAGAAAGUCAUGGAGAAGGAAACUGAAAAGAAGAUUUCUGAAAUAGAAGAUAAUGCUUUCCUGGCCCGGCAGAAAGCCAAGGCAGAUGCAGAGUUCUACACAGCACUGCGAGCCGCCGAGGCUAAUAAG
Austrofundulus limnaeus is the source of this 962-nucleotide messenger RNA. Its product is annotated as erlin-2. The record is from RefSeq and is a predicted model, not a curated record. Gene Ontology annotation, cellular component: endoplasmic reticulum; endoplasmic reticulum membrane. NCBI's taxonomy places the organism in Eukaryota, Metazoa, Chordata, Actinopteri, Cyprinodontiformes, Rivulidae. Gene Ontology annotation, biological process: SREBP signaling pathway. Gene Ontology annotation, molecular function: cholesterol binding; ubiquitin protein ligase binding.